AUGCAUGUUGAGAUCUCUCCAACAGAAAUAAUGCAUUGUUGCAGACAUGCCAGGGUGGCCUUUUCACCCGGCUCGCCCUUUCACCAUCUCAUUGGCGAUGUCGCGGGACUCUGGACAGUGCGCCGCCCUUUUGGCGUGGCGUCUUGCCUACGAAGGCAUUUGGACCCACCGGUGUUCUCAUUUGCCAAAUGGACGGAUAACGCACCCGACAACAGCAAUUUAAUAAUACGGAUAUUGAACUCCCGGGAUAAAGAACGCAAAUCCUCAAAAUCCCGGAGAUCUAAGAGUGAAGAGCACCCAAAGCACCUACUCAGGGCUCUUGAAGGAGUCAUCCGUGCGCGGGACCAGGCUGAAUUCAAUACCCUUUGGAUGGACGUCAAAUCUCUUCUAAAAGACCAUGAGAAGCUUGACAAAUGGAUAUCAAAAAUCUCUCUUGUAAAUUGGGUAGAGUUCUUAGGAGGGGUCUUUAACAGACCAGAAUUAGAAUUGGAAGCCAAAGUCGGGAACCUCACGGUUCUCGUCCGUGCUAUGGCAAGAUAUUACCCUUCGAGUCUACUCGACGUUCUGGUCUUUCAGGCACUGUGGGGUUCAAGAGUGGACGGCCAUUCAAUGGCCGAUGAUCCUUCAGCAGCAGCUAGAUUUCUUGCAAUCUGGGAAUAUACGAAGAAUAUAGUUGGUGACUCCUCACCGAAACCGACGAACGCUCCCAUAACCUUACGGGCCGCCGAUUUGAAGGGCCUCGAUACAGCGCUUCAGUCGGUUUUUCGCAAUGCAGCACGCAUCAAGUAUUUACCUGAAUACACUCCAAGUAUUGUGGAGGCUUGCUGGCAAAUGUUUGAUCGAUUGUGGACUGAGCUGGAAGUCAUUCGGCCCUUGCUGACGCCUGCCGCGGACUAUAAAGCACUCCUCAUCGUACUACAGAGGCACAGUAACGUAAAUUACGUUCGGAAAGUCGUCAGCCGAAUGCGGAUGGUGGCUCCUCUGAGUACAUUCGAGUACAACGCUCUUCUCAAGGUCGAGGGGAGAACUGGGAAUGUCAGUUCGCUAGUUUCAAUCUGGCAAGAAAUGAAAGCUGGUGGUGCUCACUCGGCGCCAAACUCUGCCAGUUUGGAAACGGUUGCACAGGGACUAAGAGCGGCCAUGGUGCAGCUUUUGCGUGCUGACGAUGUUGAACCGGAAAAUCUUGAGGCCGUCUGGAACGCAUUCCAGGUCUUGUGGAAUGACAUUGGGGAUGUCCUAGACUCUGACCACUACAAGCAACUUCUAGCACUGGUGAAAAGACGGCCGGUUGAUGGGGACAUGCAAAUUGUACGGGUUAGAUGGGUGCUUGAUAGGAUGCGGGAAACUGGUAUCGACACCCGAAUACAUGAGCAAGUGUUGCUUAAGUCGGGAGACUCUCCAGAUCCGAAAAUAAUUCUGCAGAUAUGGAAGGAAAUGCAAGCGACUGGCACCCAGCUAGAUAAGGAUGCCAGCAAGCGAGUUCUUUUCGCCUAUACCCAAACAGGAGAUUACGCAGGCUUUCUGAGCUUGGCUAAUUCCUUGCAGAGAGAAGGAGUGACGUUGGAAGGAUGGGCUUUAUCACCUGCGUUUAACAACGCGCUACGUUGGUUUGGAAAACGCCGCAAAUUGACAGAAUUCACAGAAGUUAUUACUCUUAUGCAAUCCCUCGGGGUAAAACCAACUUCCCAUACUCUUGACGUCACGAUCGCAUUCUAUGCGAAAGAGGGGUUUCUCCAGAAAGCGGAAGAGAUUUGCUUUACUGAGAGGAAUGAUGACGUUAGCCCAAGUAUUGUCGGGUAUACUUCCCUCCUUGCUGCAUAUUUCAAGCACAAUGAAUCAGAACGGGCGCGGAACUUACUGGAGGAGCUAAAAACCCGACAAAUCCAGUUUGAUGUGGUCACAUACGGAUCUAUCAUCCACGGUUAUACCAAAAUGAAAGAUAUGGACUCUGCAGAAGAGUGGGUCAGAGCAAUGGCAAAGACAGGGCACGAACCAAAUGAAAUUGUUUACGGUCACAUAAUCAACGGGUACCUUAAUGCAGGAAACCCGGAAAAAGCGAGGCAAAUACUUCACAUGAUGAAGGAGAAUGGCAUUGUUCAACCUGGCCACAUGUGCUACGCACCGCUAGUCAACUACUAUCUCAAGGCAGGUCAGUGGGAGAACGCCGAGGAGUUAAAACUUGAAAUGUCAAACUUGCCUUCAGUGCAUACUCGGUAUCACAGUAUAUACAGGCCGUAUAUUCAGCAUCAUCUGGAUUGUGAUGAGGUCGCUUCCGCGGAUAAGUUAGUGGACGAACUACAGGGCGCUGGUAUUCCCCUGGACGAACGUGUGUACGGCUUGUAUAUAACCUACUUUGCCCGACGACUGGACUAUGCGCAAGCGUUGCAAUGGUUGCACCGUGCUGAGCAAGCCUCGGAAGCAUCCUAUCCCUGCUAUAGUUCUCUCCUCAACAGUUACGCUCGCCGCGGGCGAGUGGACGAUGCGGAAGCUCUCUUUGAACGUAUGAUGGCGAACGGCGUACAACCGAAUGCUGGAACUUUUGCCAUAAUGAUGAGAGCCCACGGCCGGGCUGGAAAUCCGCAGAAGGCCGUUCUGAUUUGGGAACAGCUACGAACUCUCAAGGUGGCCCUGGACGGACGCAUUGUGGGGCACUUUCUCAGCCUUUGUAAAGAAUCGGGUUUGAUGGACUUUGCCCGCUUGGAGUGGCAUGUAUUGCGGGAGAGUGUCACACUUAAUGCGUCGCAUUACAAAAUCUAUAUUGAAGGACUGCUUCUGAGUGGUAUGCUGGACGAGGUGAAGCGAGUUCUUGUGGACGAUAUGCGCAGUGAGAAUAUUGUGCUCAGCGAGGACUUGUGGACGAAUGUAUUUAGAGCGAUGAAAGCUGCCGAUCGGCACCAAGAUAUGCAAGAUCUCAAAGCAUAUAAGAGCUACUUGAGCCAACGGGACGAAAGCGAUAGACGGAAGAUCAUGUACCUUGAUGAUUAGAUAGUUUGCGUUAAUUAGGUGGUGAGAAACCAGGCUCCUGUACAGAUUCUCAACACCAUCACAUGUAAAUAGGAAUCAUAAAGCUACAUUCGGGGAAUAGUAAUCGGCCCUCAAGAAAAGAUGA
Messenger RNA from Spizellomyces punctatus DAOM BR117, 3109 nucleotides. RefSeq names its product pentatricopeptide repeat domain-containing protein. The record is from RefSeq and is a predicted model, not a curated record. Gene Ontology annotation, molecular function: protein binding. Lineage: Eukaryota; Fungi; Chytridiomycota; Chytridiomycetes; Spizellomycetales; Spizellomycetaceae. The transcript has a single exon. Bases 1 to 2985 code for a protein of 994 amino acids.